AUGGUCGCUACCAAGAACCUCGGACUCGCCGGCCUCCUCUGGCUCGGCCUUGCCACCAAGGGACUCGCCCUUGAAGUCACCCAGAACGAUGAGCUCUCCCUCGUAGAGCGAUCCGAGCCUAACGAGGAUCUUCUCGUCCGUGGCAACAGACCCGGCGAUGAUCGCAAGAGCUGGGGUAACCAGGGUGGUCGAGGCGGCCGCGGUAGGCGUGAUGACGAUGAGCUCGAAGAGCGUGACUCCGAAGAGCUCGAGGAGCGCGGCAACAGACCCGGCGAUGACCGCAAAAGCUGGGGCAGCCAGGGCGGUCGGGGCGGCCGUGGUGGCCGCGGCAAGCGUGACUUUGAGGAACUUGACGAACGUGACUUCGAAGAGCUCGAGGAGCGCGGCAACAGACCCGGCGAUGACCGCAAGAGCUGGGGCAGCCAGGGCGGCCGCGGCGGCCGUGGCGGUCGUGGUAAGCGUGAUAUCGAAGAGCGUGGCAACAGACCUGGUGAUGACCGUAAGAGCUGGGGUAACCAGGGCGGUCGCGGCGGCCGUGGCGGUCGUGGUAAGCGUGAUCUCGAAGAGCGCGGCAACAGACCCGGUGACGACCGCAAGAGCUGGGGCAACCAGGGCGGUCGAGGAGGCCGCGGUAGGCGUGAUAUCGAAAAGCGUGGCAACAGACCCGGUGAUGACCGCAAAAGCUGGGGCAACCAAGGCGGUCGAGGAGGCCGCGGUAGGCGUGAUCUUGAGGCGCGUGGUAACAGGCCCGGCGAUGACCGCAAGAGCUGGGGCAGCCAGGGCGGUCGCGGCGGCCGCGGCGGUCGUGGUAAGCGUGAUAUCGAAGAGCGUGGCAACAGACCUGGUGAUGACCGUAAGAGCUGGGGCAACCAGGGCGGUCGAGGUGGUCGCGGCGGUCGCGGCAAGCGUGAUGUCGAUGAGCUCGAGGAGCGUGACUGGGAGGACCUCGAGUAA
Molecule: messenger RNA, 954 nt
Organism: Clonostachys rhizophaga
Lineage: Eukaryota; Fungi; Ascomycota; Sordariomycetes; Hypocreales; Bionectriaceae
Source: the annotation of a GenBank genome assembly